This is a messenger RNA of Ochlerotatus camptorhynchus, 1896 nucleotides long. It is a transcript of the gene Cdk8, whose product is annotated as cyclin-dependent kinase 8. Gene Ontology annotation, cellular component: nucleus. The transcript has 7 exons. Gene Ontology annotation, molecular function: protein serine/threonine kinase activity; ATP binding. The record is from RefSeq and is a predicted model, not a curated record. The coding region runs from base 221 to 1840 and encodes 539 amino acids. NCBI's taxonomy places the organism in Eukaryota, Metazoa, Arthropoda, Insecta, Diptera, Culicidae. Gene Ontology annotation, biological process: protein phosphorylation.
UUGAUCGGAAUUGUUUACAGUUCCGUCGUUGAAUAGCGGAUUCACAGCAGAUUAAACUUUAAAUAGCAAUUUUACUAUCUAUUCCCGAUUUUCUGUUUGAUUAAUUGUGUUCUACAGUUACUCAAGAGAUCGCGAAAUCGCCGUAACCAUCGAUCAAGUGAAUUAACGUGUUCGCCAGUGACAAACUCUAUUUACAAAAAUUUAUCCCCGUUUCGCUGCUAUGAGCAACGCUGUUAUGAUGGAUUACGAGUUCAAAAUGAAGACGCAGCAGGAGCGAGCCAAGGUGGAAGACCUGUUCGAAUACGAAGGCUGUAAGGUCGGCCGGGGAACGUACGGACACGUCUACAAAGCGCACCGGAAAGAAAGCAACGACACGAAAGACUACGCUCUGAAGCAAAUCGAGGGAACCGGCCUGUCGAUGUCGGCUUGCCGGGAGAUUGCGCUACUCCGAGAGUUGAAGCAUCCCAACGUCAUCAACCUCAUACGGGUGUUUCUGUCGCAUACAGACCGGAAGGUUUGGUUACUCUUCGAUUAUGCCGAACACGAUCUGUGGCACAUAAUCAAGUUCCAUCGCGCUGCAAAGGCCACCAAGAAGCCGGUUAUGGUACCGAAAGGGAUGGUCAAGAGCUUACUGUACCAGAUAUUGGACGGAAUUCACUAUCUGCACAGCAAUUGGGUUCUGCAUAGAGAUCUGAAACCUGCCAACAUUCUCGUGAUGGGAGAAGGGAACGAACGUGGACGUGUGAAGAUCGCCGAUAUGGGUUUCGCUAGGUUGUUCAAUGCGCCACUGAAACCGCUAGCGGAUCUCGAUCCAGUCGUAGUAACAUUCUGGUAUCGUGCACCGGAAUUGUUGCUGGGAGCUCGACAUUACACGAAAGCCAUCGAUAUCUGGGCAAUUGGAUGCAUUUUUGCGGAGCUGCUCACAUCGGAACCGAUAUUUCACUGCCGCCAGGAGGACAUCAAAACGAGCAACCCCUAUCAUCAUGACCAACUGGACCGAAUCUUCAAUGUGAUGGGCUUCCCUCAGGACAAGGACUGGGAAGAUAUCCGGAAAAUGCCCGAACAUCAUACGCUCACGAAGGACUUUAAGCGAUCCAACUACGCAAACUGCUCUCUGGUCAAGUACAUGGAACGCCACAAGAUCAAACCGGACAGCAAGGCGUUCCAUCUGCUACAAAAGCUGCUGCUGAUGGAUCCGAACAAGCGUAUAACUUCGGAACAGGCCAUGCUAGAUCCCUACUUUUCAGAAGAUCCCAUGCCUACGGCGGACGUCUUUGCCGGUUGCCCUAUACCUUAUCCGAAGCGUGAAUUCCUCACCGAUGAGGACCAAGACGACAAGGGCGAAAGCAAACGGCAACAGCAGCAACAACAACAGCAACAGCAGCAACAACAACAGCAGCAGCAACAACAACAACAACAACAACAACAACAACAACAGCAACAGCAGCAGCAGCAGGCCAACCAACAAGCACAACAAAACCAACAACAGCAGCAGGCAAAUCAUCAGAAUCAGCAGCAAAACCAGCAACAGCAGGCAAACCAACAGAACCAGCAAUCCCAACAGCAGCAGCAGCAGCAACAACAACAACAACAGCAAAUGCAGCAACAACAGCAAGCACAGGGCGGAAUGGAUCACAGUGCCGCCAAAAGGGUACGCAUGUCCGGCCCAAGCGGACAGCCCGGGAACGGUAUGAAUCAACAGGACUAUCAGCAACAAGCCCAGCAAGCAGCAGCCGCUGCUGCAGCGGCUCAGCAGCAACAGCAGCAGCAACAACAACAGCAGCAGCAGCAGAUGAUGUUCAACAAUUCUCAGCAGGGCGGAUUCCAACAACGGUAUUAAUCUCCUAGUGUGUAAGGUAGGUCAUCAAUUUAAUUUGUUUUACGAACUGUGUCAGU